CUCAGUCUCUGUGCCUCUCCCAUCACUUUCUCUCUUAUGGCAGCUUUUUCAUACCCUUUUCUUCUUGACUCCACUUACUUCCCCUCCAAACCUUCUUCCUUUACCAUGGACGAUGGAAACCGCUUCAACUCUGACUCACCACAUCUCCUUUUCCGCCAUGACCAUGAGAGCAGCUGCGUUGUUUCUCAGAGUGAUAACGAGGCAUCGGUCGGUAAAAAACAAACCACCGGCGGUGGCGAUUCCGCCGUGGUGGUGGGUAAGCUUAAAAACGGAGACCAAGUCAGCCUUGUCAGAAACAGGAAACGGAGGACCAGAAAUGGGACUGCCUUGAAUUCUGCUAAAUCCAAGGAUGCAAAAGGAGGGAAAAACAAGUGCAGUAAUGGGAUGGAAAUCGAAAAGAAAUCUCCUCAAGAUCCUCCAACAGGUUUCAUUCAUGUAAGAGCAAGGAGGGGCCAAGCAACCGACAGUCACAGCCUAGCAGAAAGGGUAAGGAGAAAGAAGAUCAGUGAGAGGAUGAAGGUAUUACAAUGUCUGGUUCCAGGGUGUGAAAAGGUAACUGGAAAGGCACUUAUGUUGGAUGAAAUUAUCAACUAUGUCCAGUCCUUGCAAAAUCAAGUAGAGUUUCUGUCAAUGAAGCUUGCUUCUGUGAGUCCCAUGUUCCAUGACUUCGGACUAGACCUGGAAGCUUUAACGGUGAAACCAGAGGGAGUGAACAGUGAAGUAUCAACAACAGCAGUGCUGCCAUGUAUGAAAGAAAGCACCACUCAGGCUUCAGCUUUUGUUGAUUCAACAACCGCCACCUUUGCCCCAUCUGAUAACUAUCCUCUUCUGGAUGUCUCACCCUCGCCUGCUCUUUUUCUUCACCAGGCCCAGGCCCAGGCCCCCAUUGUCUUCUCUCACCAUCAGGAGUUGGAGGACCAAAGACAGAAAUUUCACAAUUCUUCUGGGCUCAACGACAGCUUGUGUUCUUUCUAUGAAGUAUUUAAUGCAGUGAGCUGCCCUACAAACAUCUGGUAUAGUGCUACAAGCUUGCAGAGAGGAUGAAUCAAAACAAGGCUUAUCUUUUUUAUAACUCAAGCAGCAUGCCUGGAGGGCACCCUAACAUCAAUGGAAA
Molecule: messenger RNA, 1114 nt
Organism: Hibiscus syriacus
Lineage: Eukaryota; Viridiplantae; Streptophyta; Magnoliopsida; Malvales; Malvaceae
Product: transcription factor bHLH137-like
Exons: 8
Coding region: 37-1044 (335 amino acids)
Biological process (GO): regulation of DNA-templated transcription
Cellular component (GO): nucleus
Molecular function (GO): DNA-binding transcription factor activity; protein dimerization activity
Source: RefSeq, a predicted model, not a curated record